Molecule: messenger RNA, 3077 nt
Organism: Caenorhabditis angaria
Lineage: Eukaryota; Metazoa; Nematoda; Chromadorea; Rhabditida; Rhabditidae
Source: the annotation of a GenBank genome assembly
AUGGAAGUUCAUCAAUCGACGUCAACAACAUCGCAAGCGGCAACAUCACAAUCACAUGGUGUCACCUUUCCUUAUAUUUCGGAUUUUUUGCCGCGUGUUGUUUUAGCCACAUCAGAUUACGGUGGAUCGGAAUGUGCUGAUUUGUCGAUUAACACAAAUUCCACUUCGGAUUUGUCCGAUGAAUCGGCGUGUUUUAUUCCAGCUAGUUUGAAAAAUAAUGGGGUUGAUGAUGAAUUUAUCUAUAGUCCGACACCUGAUGUUUAUAAAAUCAAGGUUCGUUUUUGGCAUUGCUAAAAGUGCAUUUCUUCAGGAUCCUUGGGAUCGCAAACUAAUGUUUUCAUAAAAUUUGUGAAAAAAAUCUUUCUGAAAAUGUUGAGUUUUUGUUUCUCGUGAGAAAAUUUCCAUAUAGAAAUUUGAGAAUUAAAAAUUCUGACCCGAAAAAUUAGAAUUUCUGUUUUUUUUAAAUAUUUAAUAGAGACUUUAUGAUUUUGAAAAAAAAAUUUCCAGCAUGAUUUUUCAGUCAAACUGAUUCCUGAUUUCAGAUAACUUUCAAAAACUUUUCAGAGGUUUUUGGAAAAACCUUCAAUUUUUCCAUGAGUUUGAAAUCAACUAACCAAAAAAUUUCUUCUAAAUAUCAAUACUCUCUUUUCAUUUAUAUUUUUCAGGUCGAGAGCUCAAUCGACAAUUGUACAAAUUGCAAUCUCCCAAUUCACGAGCGAACACUUCUAAAUGUUGAUGGCCGGUGAGUUACCCCAAUUUUUUUUCAUUAUAUUCCCAAGAAAUUUCAGAUUUUGGCACGAUCAAUGUCUCACAUGUACAUCGUGUUCAGUAAAUUUGAGCACAAUGCCAACAUGUUAUUAUAAAGACUCGAAAUUCUACUGUAAGCCAUGCUAUGGGAGGUCAGUUUAAUUGAAAAUUAGCUAAAUUUUCUUGAGUCUCUAGAGAAAAAAUUUGGAAAAACAGGAUUGGUCUCUGAAUAGGGAAAAUAUAUACUGUAUUUUUUAAUGAGCAUAACAUUCGCGCACACAUCUGUCACCUGAGCAUUAGAAAAAAUGAUUGCAUAAUCCUCUCCUACCGUAAUCCUUCCUCCUUUUCUCGUUUUUCUCCACUUCCUAAUAAUAAUAUACCCGUCCGUCUAUUAUCAGAUUUACCCAUGUAAUAUAAUAUGGUGUGUAUUUUGUUGGGGGGUUUGGGUUUAAAUUGAAUCAUAAUCAUAAUAUCCAAACUGAUGCUAAAGGGAAGCAGAAAGGAAAAACGAGAAGAAGAAGAAGAAGACCAGAUUCAAUUUUGGUGGAAUAGGAGAGAUGUGUGUGGAGAAAGAUGCGUUUUUUUUGUCUUUCCAGAAGGAAAAAGGAAAUUUGAAGAACACACACGUUUCCUAAAUUCGUUUAUUCCGUGUAACAGCAACACAAAGCAUAUAAAGAAUAACUUUGUUAGUGUUUCAUUUAUUGAUUUCUUUUGCACUGGUUUCUGGAAUUUUUGAAAAAAAAAUUAAAAAGUUUGCUCAUUUAGCCGCUAUUCAUUUAUGAAAAAACAAAUUCUAAAGGGUUUGCAAUGACGACUAGUUAGAAACCUGUGUUGCUAAAAAUUACGAGGAAAAACAAAAAUUACUUUUGAAUUUUGUAGAGUUUUCCGGACGAAUUGAAUUUGACCUACCAAAUGUUUAUAGUUUGAGCCCAAAAUAUAGUGUGUAAAACUAGAAAUUCAGAGAGUAGAUCAAAAAAUCCCACUCAGAAGUUUUACAGCUUUUUUAUAAUUUUAAGAUUUUUAAAAAAAGUUUUUUUUUCAAAACGAACGCUCAUAAAAAAAUUUCUCGACGCGUUCUCCAUAAAUCACUUCAAACCCUUCACUAAUUAUCCUCAGCGCCAUCACUGUUGCUCUUUUUUCCGAUUCCCGCGCGCGGUGCCGCGUGUCAAUCACCCCGUGUAACCGAACAUGCCAAUAAAUCAAAAGCAACCAACUUUGUUUUCUUUUCACACUUUUAUAAUGAACCCUUUUUUAUGGAAGAAGGGAAAUUGACAGAUGGAACGACGGAAAACUGAGAAGUACAAAUAGCAACAUGUUCUUUUUCGGCUCUUUUUUUCAUGGACCUAAUAACAAUUAGAUAAAACAACGCACUUGAGAUAUUGAGAUACAAUAGAGGGAAGAAACAAGCUAAUGACUACUGUAUAAAUGAAAACGGAAUGAGAAGGAACAAUAAAAAAGAAAAAAAGAAAACCGAUGAUUUUUAGUUUCAGACAAUUUGGCACCAAAUGCGCGGGGUGCGAUCGAGUUAUCCAAUCAACAGAUUGGGUAAGAAGAGCAAGAUCACUAGUAUUCCACCUUGCUUGUUUCGCAUGUAAUCAAUGUAAAAGGUAAGAAGCUAAAACCUACCGAAUAGAUUUUAUUAGUAAAUUAAAAGUUGCAGACAAUUGAGCACCGGCGAAGAAUAUGCACUUCAAGAAGGCAAACUAUUAUGUAAACAGCAUUUUGUUGAAUUGGUUGAGGGUGAGACGGGAAUUGCUCAUCAGAAAGCAAAGACGAAACGAGUUCGCACAACUUUUGCCGAAGAGCAAUUGAGUGUUCUGCAGGUGAGAGCUGAUUUUUCUUCUAAAAUUUCCAUCAGUUACAGCGAUGAAUUUCAAAUUUGAUAUUUUAGGCGCAUUUUCAAGUUGAUUCAAAUCCUGAUGGUGCAGAUUUGGAGAGGAUUGCGAAUAUGACCGGAUUGAGCAAACGAGUCACCCAAGUUUGGUUCCAGGUAAUUUUUUCUGAAAAACAUUCACGGUUUUCGAUAGUUCUAGAACUCUAAUUAUAUCAUCAUCUACAAUUUCUCACAAAAUUAAUGUUUCAGAACUCUCGAGCUCGCCAGAAAAAAUAUCAAGGUGGUCGAAAGGGAGGAUCUGGCGAAGAGACAGAAGGCAGCCGGCGAUCUUCAGUCGGACCACUGAGUCCUGGACAGAAAUCAGAUGCUAGUAAUGACAUGAUCUAUCCAACAUCAGUGACAACAAGGUAAUACUCAUAAAUCAUAAGAACGAUUAAUGUAAUAUUUGAUUUGCAGUGCGGAAGAUGCGAUGACGGAUUCGGCAAUGUAUGAUUGA